Molecule: messenger RNA, 7702 nt
Organism: Anolis sagrei ordinatus
Lineage: Eukaryota; Metazoa; Chordata; Lepidosauria; Squamata; Anolidae
Gene: SETX
Product: senataxin
Biological process (GO): termination of RNA polymerase II transcription
Cellular component (GO): nuclear body
Molecular function (GO): helicase activity; transcription termination site sequence-specific DNA binding
Source: RefSeq, a predicted model, not a curated record
CAAGGCGGACUGCGCAGGCGCGCCGGGAUCGCCAGAGUCGGAAGUGCCGGUUUCUUCGCGAGCGGUUUCUUCCCUGAGGGAAGGAGGAGGAGGAAGAGGAGGAGGAGGAGAGGCCGGAGAGGAAAUUCAUGGCCGGAGGAGGGAGGCCGAAGACCCCGGGAGGAGGAGGCGGCGGCGGAGGAGAAGGAGAAUGAGUACCUGCUGCUGGUGCACCCCGGGGGGCGCUAGGGCCGUGCAGCUCCUACGGAGCUACGCCUCGGCCUCCUCGGACUUUGCAGCUGCCAACGAUGACCUCUGCUAUUGCCUGGAGUGCGUGGACGAGUAUCACAAGGCCCGGGAAGAGCUCCCUGACUUGCAUGAGGCCUUGUGGGAGCUGGAGACGGGCCGGCUGGUUGCCCACUUCGAGGCAUCUCUGAAGGAUGAGGGGAACGACGAUGACCUCUUCCUGGUGGAGGAGGACCGGGAGACCCCCUUGUGCGGAUACUCUGUGGCCGGAUUCGAGAAGCACCUCCGGGUGCCGCUGCUGGAGAUACUCAAGUAUCCCUACCUGCUUCUCCAUGAGCGUGUCAGCGAACUCUGCGUCGAGGCCCUUUGCAAAAUGGAGCAGAUCAACUUCUCCUAUCAGGUGGUGGGCAAACACCCUGGGAUCUACCUGCUCAUGGUGCACCCCAAUGAAAUGGUCCGUCGCUGGGCCAUCCUGACGGCCAGGAGCCUGGGGAAGGUGGACCGGGAUGACUACUACGACAUCCAGGAGGUGCUGACCUGCCUCUUCAAGGUCAUCGAGCUGGGCCUCUUUGAGGACCCCAACCUCUACCACUCCAUCCUUGUCGAGAAGGGCCAGCUCAUCCUCCUGCCCCCCCACCUCUACGACACCUCCAACUACAAGAACUAUUGGCUGGGCAUUUGCAUGUUGCUGACGGUCCUGGAAGAGCAAGCGAUGGACUCCUUGCUUUUGGGGCCUGACAAGCAGAACGAUUUCAUGCAGAGCAUCAUGAACGUCAUGGAGAAGGAGACCAACGAUGAUGGCAGCAACGACCCUUUCUGGCCCGCGCUCCACUGUUUCAUGGUGAUCUUGGACAAGCUGGGCUCUAAAGUCUGGGGGCAGCUCAUCGACCCCAUCCAGGCCUUCCAGACCAUCAUCAACAAUGCCAGUUACAAGAAGGAGAUCGAGAGCAUCCGCCAGAGCUGCCGAACCAGGACCAAAUCGGAGCCGCCAUCGGAUUACGGUGAUGAAAUGGUGACCUGCAGCCAGAUUGUGUAUAAUUUCCACCCAGAAAGGCCCAGCAAAGAGGCCGGCCGCCGGACAGCCACGUGCCCCGACUACUGCCCCAACCUGUACGAAGACAUGCAGACACUGACAGACAUGUUCCAGUGCGAUGUGGGGCGGGACAUGCGCCUGCACAACAGCACCUUCCUGUGGUUUGUGCCCUUUGCUCACUCCCUGACGGACCUGAAGGACCUGGGCAUGGCCUACAGCGUGGCAAUCAUGCACCACCUCUGCGCAGAGGUCCGGGGCAUCCUGGGCGGAGAGGCAGCGGCACUGGGGACUUGUGACAAGGUCUCCGAAUUCUUCAUCUGGAUCCUGGUCUCGGUGGUGGAGCUCAACUUCAAGCGCAGCUGCUUGCACUCCCUGUGGGUCAGCUCCGAGAACUGGGUGGAGGCGGUGGUCAAGUGUGUCCAGCUGCCCAGGACCGUGUUUUCCUCCUGCGGGACAAACUGGAUGCCCUCUCAGGAGCCCCCCUCAGUGCAGCUGGCCUGCAUGAGCCUCAUCCGGAACAUCCUGAAGGAGGGCUUCCAGGUUGGGCAGAGGAAUACCCGCUUCCUGGACGAGCUCAACCUGCUGAGGCGCAACCGGGAAGAUUGGAAGCUGAGCCCUGCACACGCCAAGGAGUUGCAGGAGUGCCUCAAGCACAUCAUCCGGAGCCUCUGGCGGAGGUCGGCAAUGCCCCCCGCUUUCGCCCAAGAGCCCUCGCCGUUCCCGAGGGGCAGGGAAGACGCUCUUGCAGGAACGGCUCUUCCUUUAGUCAACAUUAAGCAGGAACCCGGCAACAGCUUGGCCCUAGGCGGUUCGAGUCCUGAGCAAACUUGGGGCCAGAGAAAGAGAAACCAGGGUGCCGUGGAUUCAGGGCUGAAAUCCAGCCUCCAUCAAGGCUCUCGCCAAUUUGAAGAAAAAAGACCCAUACCUCCCACUGAGAAGAGUGACAGCGAUGCCUCGGAAGGAAAGACGGGCCCGACAAGCAGAUCCAAGACGUCAGACCUGACUUUGAAAUUGAAACGGUUGGUUGAUAACAUGAACAGGAGGGUCAACUGUUUGGAGCACGAGAAAGAUGGUGGCAAGGGUCUCCAAAGGACAAAGGCCGGCGUUAUUGGAAGUGGCCAGUCCAGCUCAACCUCAGGCCGCGUCCUAUCCAUCAAACAAGAGCCGGAGGAGCAUCUGGUGGAGCUUAGAAGCGCCUCUGGAGCGGAAGGGAGUUCGGAGGAGAGCAGCAGCGAGGACGAGACAGCGGACAUGCCUCUCUCUCAACUCAGGAAGGAGCUGAUGAGGAAGAGGGUGGCUUCAGACACCUUCCGGUUGGACCGCGACCUCUGCCGACUGUCCCUGGCCACUAAAGUCAACACCUUACCUUCGGACUCCAGCCAGGAAGACAGCCCUUGCGAUCAGGAUCGAAUUGAAAGGAAGGUCCGGGGUGCCACAAGGACCUGGCUCGAGAGCAGCAAGUCUCCAUCCGACGUGGGAACACCCCUGAUAAAGGUCAUUGUCAUUUCAGACGCUUCUUCGGAUGAAGAGGAAAACAAAGCCAAGGCAUCAGAGAGCACAAGACGGAAGGGAGAGUGCACCGCGACGUCCCCGAAUCCCCCAUCACCCUGUGAGGUCAUUGAAUCCCAGUGUUUCGAGUUCGAAACUGAGGACGAUAUUUACUCUGCUUGGCAAGACAGCCAGGCCUAUAAUGAGGCAGAGAAGCCACCAGCGAAGGGUUCCUCCUCCCUGAAGAUAUCCGAUUCAGAGAACGCCAGGCAGCUCAACGAAUGGGGCUACGACACAGACUACCUUGGUGAUGAAAUCGCGGAGAACGCGACGAAUGAGACCGAUCAGCGGGAGAAGGACAAGGAGGAAGGUAAGACCAAGCCUCAAGAACUGCACUCAAAUUGUGUAAACAACAGGGAGCGCUCCAGACAUAAGGAUCCAGGUCCAUCAACAUUGGCUGGUCCUUCAUCAUCAACAUCUAGAAAGUCUGCAAGUAGAAUGGAGAAGAGUUUGGUGGCCAAAGCAACUAAGAGGAGCCCUGAGCAAAGAGGCAUCAGCAGCAGCAAAUCACCCCGCUCGACGCCGGCCGUUGUGCCUCCAAAGAAGGUCCACACGUUUCCUAGCCCGACGCGGCUGACAGAGAAACUGGGCCUGAGCAAAAGGGUGCGAAGGGCGGCGGACCUGUCACAGCGCACGCAGGACAGCAUCACUAAGCUGCGCCAGCAUGGGAAGGCGGCUGGGGAGCUCCCAGAGCAGCGCAAGGCCAAACUGAUCCAGCCUCAGUUCCUGGCUGAUCGGAACAAGAAGAUGCUCACCUGCCAGGACCGGUACUUGCUCAACCACUGGAAGCAGAAAGAGCGGGAGGAGGUGGCGGCGGGCAGGAAGCCGUGCGCGGCAUCGACGGCCCGGACCACCAAAGGCAAGGGCGCUCCCGCGAAGGGGAACCCAUCCCGGAAACCUUUGCGGAAGAGUUCGAUAGAGGCAAAGGCAGCUCCGUUAGUCUCUCUGACCCUGAAAGAAUCCACCCCUUCAAACGUCCAAGAAACCGCCCCAAGUGAUGCACGUUCUCCUGUGUCUGGAAGCAGUAAAACGGCCGUCACGGUCAUCCCUUGCAAUGAGGACCCGGUUUCGAAAGACGUAAACGGGGAUGCGAGCGGAGACGACGAUGCCUUAUUUCUGACCCAGAGGGACCCGGUGCCCAUGGAGCUGUGUUCACAAAUGGACGCCGGACCCCCUGAGAACCCCCAGAUCCUCCCUUUGCAAGGGGGGACCUCAGCUGAAAAGGGGCCCCCGGAGCCUCCAGAGCAUGUCUUCGCCAAGCCCUCGCUGCCAGCCAAGCCCUCCACCACCAAGAUCUUCAGCUCCGCCUCCUCUUCGCGGACAGCGCACCUCUCCAAGGAGCUCCAGAGCACCACCAAGCCUCCCGUGGCCCCCAGGAGCAAAGCGGUGGCUGCCCUUCGCACCACGGAAGCCCCAAAGCCCAAGAUCCCAAAGAGUGUCCUUCAGCCCCAGAACCUGAACCACCGCCCUCCACAGAACAGUGGCCGGGUGCUGCCACCUGUCGCCGCCGUGGCCCCUCAGCCAGAUUCCCGGCAGAAGAACAGCGUCGGCGUUGGCAGCGUCCAGCACCGGGAUCACAGCCUUUUCAUCAAAGAGGUUCUGAAGUGGAGCUAUGAUAUGUUUGCCCACAUCGGUCAGCUGGGGCCGCCGGACCACCUCCUCCGCUCGGUGGUGGCCUCUGUCCCGCUCUGCUUCAGGGAUUACAACGAGUACUUUGAUACCUUCUUCCCUCUGAUGAUGCUGAACGCCUUCGAAGAGGCAGCCCAAGAAUGGCAGGAGUACCAGAAGGCCAAGGAGCAGAAGCCGUUCUGCCUGAGUUUGCUGAACUUCAAUGCGGACAUGAAUAAAGCAGAUUUCAUAGUGCACAUUCCCCAGAGUGACCUGGACAGGCAGCUGCACCCGAAGGAGGAUGACUUAGUCUUCCUGGAGGUCUCUGAGAAGCGCUCCUUUGGCGAAGAGGAGGCAGAGGAGGCGGCGAGUGCCAACCCAGUGCGCUUUGUGGGCCUUGUGACGCGCUUCUCCCAACCGCCACCAGCCCCUAACCCUGGAGGAAGGGACGAGCAGGCGGUGGUGUGCCACCUCUCGGUCCAGACGCAGGCCGACCUCUCUCGCGUGGACAAGCGGCUCCGGUGCCUGGUGGUCAGCUCCCUGGUGACGACGCAGCGGCGCUUCCGGGCCCUGCUUCUCCUCAACCGCAGCCCUCUGGCCAAGGCCCUGCUCAGCCCCAGCCCAGACGACUUCCGCCCGCGGGCCCUCCUCAGCCCCGAACCAGCCGCCUCUUCCGGGAGGGAAUUCAACGAGGAGCAGCGCCGGGCCAUCGAGGUGGCCUUCUCCAUGGUGACGCAGCACCCUGCUCUACCCAAGGUCUGCCUGGUCCAUGGCCCGCCCGGGACGGGAAAGUCCAAGGCCAUUGUUGGCCUCCUCCACCGCAUCCUCAGCCAGAAGCCCGGGAAGGAGAACCCGGUGCAGUGCCUGAACGCCAAGAUCAAGCGCAACCGGGUCCUGGUUUGCGCCCCGUCCAACGCCGCCGUGGACGACCUGAUGAAGAAGAUCAUCCUGGAGUUCAAGGAGAAGUGCCAGGACAAGAACAGCCCCCAGGGAAACUGUGGGGACAUCAACUUGGUGCGUUUGGGGCAGCAGAAGUCGAUUAGCAAAGAUGUCCGUCGGUUCAGUCUGAAUGACCAGAUCGACCACAGAAUCAUCAAGGCCACGCUGGGCAAAGACCAGGAUCUUCAGAAGCGGAAGGAAGACCUGGACCGGCAGCUGGACCUGCUCUCGCGCGAACGGGCCAUUUACCGCAGCGAGAAGAGGGAGAAGAUGCAACAGCUGGAUGACGAGAUCUGCCGCCUGUCCAAGGAGAGGCAGCGCCUGGCUUCCCAGCUGAAGGAGGUGCGUGGGCGUUCUCAGGAGUUGAAGGCCAGUGUUAUCCUGGAGUCGCACGUGGUGUGCUGCACACUCAGCACCAGCGGAGGGGGGCUGCUGGAGUCGGCCUUCCGGAGACUGGGAGGGGACCCCGUCAGCUGUGUCAUUGUGGAUGAGGCAGGGCAGACCUGUGAGGUGGAGACUCUCAUCCCGCUGAUCCACGGCUGCAAAAAACUGGUCCUGGUGGGAGACCCCAAGCAGCUCCCUCCCACCGUCAAGUCCAUGAAGGCGCAGGACUUCCACUUCGACCAGGCGCUGAUGAGCCGCCUCUGCCGCCUGCUGGAGGGGCCCCGGACCCCGGAGGAGGAGGAGCCGGCGGGAGGUCCCCGGAGGAGCCCCGUCCUGCGGCUGAGCACCCAGUACCGCAUGCACCCCGAGAUCUGCCUCUUCCCCUCCAAGUACAUCUAUGGGGGGGUCCUUUGCACAGACAGGCAAACAGCCGAGAACCGCUUCUCUCUGGAGUGGCCCUUCCAGCCCUACUUGCUCUUUGAUGUUCUGGACGGCAAGGAAGAACGCGACAGCGACUCCUACGCAAAUCCCCAUGAGGUCAGGCUAGUGCUGGAACUGGUGAAGCUGAUCAAGGAGAAGCGCUGGGACCUGGGCUUCCGCCAGGUGGGCAUCAUCACCCCCUACAACGCCCAGAAGCGCAGGAUCCGGAGGCAGCUGGACGCCGAGUUCGGAGAAAAUGGUGCCAGCGAAGUGGACACCGUGGAUGGCUUCCAGGGCCGCGAGAAGGACUGCAUCAUCGUGACCUGCGUCCGGGCCAACAGCACCCAGGGCUCCAUCGGGUUCCUGCGGAGCCUCCAGCGCCUGAACGUCACCAUCACCCGGGCCAAGUACAGCCUCUUCAUCCUCGGAAAGCUGAAGACCCUCAUGGAGAACAAGGACUGGAAUGAGUUGAUCCAAGAUGCCCAGAAGCGGGGCAACAUUGUGCAGACAUCCAUUGGCAGCUACAAAAGCAGUGCCUUGAAGAUCCUGAAGUCCCGCCCGCUGCUUCCGACGAUGACGGGUCCCAAGAGGGUGACACCAAAGGCGGUGGCGGAACUGAAGGCCCCCCCACAAGGGGAGCCUGCCGUUGCAGAACGGCAUCCCCCUGCACCCGCGGAGCUAUCCUCUAAGAAGCCGCCGCAUCCUCUUCCUCUCCCAGAAGCGAGGCGGCCCAAGGACCCACGUCUGGCUAGGAGGGGUGAGUCGGCGGGGGACAGCAGAGCAGGCCAUUAUCCCUCGGGGUCUUUGGCGGGUGUAGAGCCUCCUCAGGGCCCCACUCCCACUCCACCCUGUGGCGCAAAUCCCUCCUUUUCGAACACUGAAGCGCUCGCCAGGGCUGUCUUGGCCAAGCUGCACGACCGGAGGCCUUCGGACCGAGGAGAGCACCCUCCUCCAGUCCCCAAAGGUCCCCCCCAGGCCAAGGACAUCUCUUCCAACAGCCGCAGGGCCUCUGUGGAGCCACUAGACGGCCCCGUCGACACCAAGCGGAGGCGUACCACCUGCUAAGCCCUGAAAGUGCCUCGCUUCUUCUUUCUUCUCCUCUGUCUUCCCAGCCGUUGCUGCCUUUCGGGACUUGUUUUAUACUGCCGGGCGAAGCCUCACCUUGUCUGCAGUUCUGUAUAUUUGUACAGCAGAAGUUUUAUUUUUUAAAGAGCGGACACAGAGGUGGCCCCACCGGACCGCUUCCUCUACUUUGUACCUCACUUUGCCAUUGCCUUCUUUGCUGCCUUUUGGGGGUUGCCCUCGCUAGCCCUCAGUUUCCCAGCUGCCUAUUGGGUCCAUAGCCAUUGCCUUGAGGCUUACCUGGGCUUUGUGGUUCCCCCCCGCGGCAGCCAUUUUCACCUCUUUCUCCGGCUCGUCGGAGGUGUUACUUGUUUAUUCGCCCGUUUGUUGGCGCCUCCUUUGAUUCGGGAGGAAUAUAUAUAUAUAUAUAUAUAUAUGCACACAAAUAGGUCAGUAUUUCAAUAAAAUACAAAAAACCAAGGA